AUGAAUAACCUAUUCACAGUUAAAUUAUCUGUCAUGCUUUUGCUGUCAGUAAUUUACAUGUUUUCUCAACAUGUAACAUGCCUCCAAUCUGAUUAUCCCUUUGGAAGCAUUUACAGACCAUUCUCUGCAAGCUCUCCUUGGAAUUGUCGUCCAGUCAACCCAGUUUUAGACGAUACCAAAACUAUUCCACUAUCAACAAUGAACUUUUAUCCAACAGUUGGUGAAGGAAUUUAUUCUACUGGAGUUUUCGUUGCCUCAAAAACUGAUUCUCCACUCACAGUUUAUGGUUCAUCUAGUAAGGGAAUUGGCGUGCCAGAUAUUGGUGGAUUUGCUCCAAAUAUUACAAUUCCAAGAUGGCCAGCUAAUACUUUACCAGCUAGUGGAAGUGAUGGUCACUGUGAAAUUUAUGAUCCAAUCUCAAAUGUUAUUCACUCAUUCUGGCAAAUGGUCAAAAUUAAUGGCACCUGGUGUACUACUCUCUAUUCAUGGACAGCUCUCGAUGGUUCUGGAUGGGGAAAUCCAGCUCAAUUCUAUCAAGGAGCCAGAGCCACAGGAGUUGUGAGUUCUGCAGGAUUGAUUAGAAAACAUGAAGUAGAUGAUGGCGAUACUCAAUAUAGACAUGCAUUGACUGUAUCCAUGACUCACAAUGGUUUGUCUAAUAAUCCACCAUAUGUUUGGCCAGCCACUGCAUCUGAUACUGAUUAUCAGAGCAAUUAUGGAACUAUUCCUGAAGGUAGUUUAUUGAUGCUUCCUUCCACUUUCAAUGUCACUGCUCAACUUACCAUUCCAAAAUUGAGAAAAGUUGCAGAAACUUUGAAAACUUAUGGAGGUUAUGUCACUGAUCGUAAUACUGGUACACCUUAUGGCAUUUUCGUUGAAAUUGGCAGUAAUUACACAUUGCAUCCAGGUGGUUGGAGUAAUCAAGCAGCAUAUGAAUUGCAACUCAUUAGAGCUGCUCUCAGACCUCUCAAAUCUUGUUCAGGAUAUUUGAAUGGUGAGGAUAAGGUGAUUGAUUUUAAUAGAAAUCAAAAUUUACUUUCCAUGAGAGGUCUUUGGACUGUAAGUUCUGGAGGACCUGCUGGAUAUUUCGAUACAUGGAGACAAGCAGUAAUCUUUUCCAGUAGAACUGUGAAAACAGUUCAGAAUAAUGCAAAUGGAAAUGGAUAUUCACCAGUUUCAUGGGCUAAAACAGUUGCUGGUCAAUUGUAUAAUGUUACAGCUCUUACUACUGGAGGAGGACAGUUUAGAUUGUUUUUGAAUUUGGCUUGUAGGAAUCUUUCAAAUAUUGAUAGUGGAAAUUUGAAUAAUGGACAAAGUUUCGUAUUUACUUGGCCAUCUUCUUCAUGUUGGGGAAGUAUUUCAGCAAUUAGUGGAGUCAAUCAGGAAUCAACUGUUUCAGUUCAAAUGUUAAAGGUUGAAGUACCUAGCGCAGUUACUUCUUCACCAAAACCAGCAGUUUCUUCCAAUUCUAAUUCAAACUCCAACACAAAUUCCACUGCUACUCCUGAUGCUAAUAUUUCAAGAAAUGUCAAUGAUGCUCAAUUGGUUCGUCUUCCAAACGUUUUAAUUGUUUUAGUUUUGAUCAUCUUGUCCUUCCUUUAUUUGUAA
Molecule: messenger RNA, 1608 nt
Organism: Naegleria gruberi
Lineage: Eukaryota; Heterolobosea; Eutetramitea; Acrasida; Naegleriidae
Exons: 3
Coding region: 1-1608 (535 amino acids)
Source: RefSeq, a predicted model, not a curated record